Molecule: messenger RNA, 2812 nt
Organism: Onychostoma macrolepis
Lineage: Eukaryota; Metazoa; Chordata; Actinopteri; Cypriniformes; Cyprinidae
Gene: chrna3
Product: cholinergic receptor, nicotinic, alpha 3
Exons: 7
Coding region: 59-1705 (548 amino acids)
Biological process (GO): signal transduction; monoatomic ion transmembrane transport; regulation of membrane potential
Cellular component (GO): neuron projection; postsynaptic membrane; synapse
Molecular function (GO): acetylcholine-gated monoatomic cation-selective channel activity; transmembrane signaling receptor activity
Source: RefSeq, a predicted model, not a curated record
CUCUGGACUCGUCUGGACUCUGUCGGAUCACUCUUCUAUCAGUUCUCCGGAUUGUACGAUGAAAACCAGACUUCUCGUGAUUUUGCACACCUGCUACUCUGUGUUUGUUCUUCUGUCUGCAGCUUCAGAGUCAGUUCUCUGGUGCUGCAUGUGUUCUUCUGAAGCAGAGAUGAUGUACCCUCAGUCAAAAUGGCAAAAGUGUCCCAAUGUAAAAACAUAUUCAGGGGUUUGUGGCUCUGAGGCCGAGCACAGGCUCUUCUCAGUCAUCUUCUCCAGGUAUAACCAGUACAUCAGACCGGUGGAGAACGUGUCCGACCCCGUCAUCGUGCAGUUUGAAGUGUCCAUGUCACAGCUGGUCAAAGUGGAUGAGGUGAACCAGAUUAUGGAGACCAAUCUCUGGCUGCGACAUAUUUGGAACGAUUAUAAGCUCAGGUGGAAUCCCAAGGAUUUCGGAGGCGUUGAGUUUAUCCGUGUGCCAUCCAAGAAGAUUUGGAAGCCAGACAUUGUGUUGUACAACAACGCAGUCGGAGAUUUCCAGGUGGAUGACAAAACGAAAGCUCUUCUUCGCUACAACGGAGACGUCACCUGGAUCCCACCGGCCAUCUUCAAGAGCUCCUGCAAGAUCGACGUCACCUUCUUCCCGUUCGACUACCAGAACUGCACCAUGAAGUUCGGCUCGUGGACCUACGACAAAGCCAAAAUCGACCUGGUGCUCAUCGGCUCCACCAUCAACCUGAAGGAUUUCUGGGAGAGCGGCGAGUGGACGAUCAUCGACGCUCCGGGAUACAAGCACGACAUCAAGUACAACUGCUGCGAGGAGAUCUACACCGACAUCACGUACUCGCUCUACAUCCGCCGCCUGCCGCUCUUCUACACCAUCAACAUGAUCAUUCCCUGUCUGCUCAUCUCCUUCCUGACCGUUCUGGUGUUUUAUCUCCCGUCCGACUGUGGAGAGAAGGUGACCUUGUGCAUUUCCGUCCUCCUCUCCCUCACUGUUUUCCUCUUGGUCAUCACCGAAACCAUCCCGUCCACGUCUCUCGUCAUCCCUCUGAUUGGAGAGUACCUGCUUUUCACCAUGAUAUUUGUGACUCUGUCUAUUGUGAUCACUGUGUUUGUGCUCAAUGUGCAUUACCGCACGCCUAAGACGCACACCAUGCCCGGCUGGGUUCAGAAGGUCUUCCUCGGUCUGCUGCCUCGGGUCAUGUUCAUGACUCGGCCUGAGAAAGACCCGGAGAGGAAGACCAGAUCGUGCGCUCUUCACGCUCCAGGUCUGGUUUCCAGCAAACAGACGAAUCUUUCGCGCCGGCCUCAUCUGCUCCUGUGCACCACCGAGCUCAACAACCUGAGCGAGGCGUCUAAGACGGCGCCGGGCUUUCUGUGUCAAGACGGACGAUGCAUGUGGAAGCAACAAGGCACCAACGUUUCCAGCGAAGGAGCAGAAGACGGAGGGAGUCCGUGCUCCAGCUCUGAGUCUCUGGAUGCUGGGUUUCUGUGCAUGUCUCCACAGGUCAGAGACGCCAUAGAGAGCGUCAAGUACAUCGCCGAAAACAUGAGGUUACAGAACGAGGCCAAGGAGGUCCAGGACGACUGGAAGUACGUGGCGAUGGUGAUUGACAGGAUCUUUCUGUGGGUGUUUGUCCUCGUGUGUAUUCUGGGAACGGCUGGACUCUUCCUGCAGCCGCUGCUGAUGGGCGAAGACAUGUGAGGCAGCGCAAGCAUCCCAGAGUCUAAUUAACUCAGCAUCUUUAUGUUUUUAUAUUAUGUUUCGUUUAGAGCUGAAUUAAAAGACAUCAGUUUACAGGUUGGUUGAUUCUGAGACCUUUAAGAGAUCAAACGGAGAAACUAAAAUCAGGAUCAUCGUUGACUUUCGAGAAGUACCCACCCGACGGCUUACUGUCCUUCUCUGUCAAUUCCUGUUUCCAUCAAAGUCAUGCAACCUUGUUACAUUACAUAAGGCUCAAAAAGAUUUGGCCGAUGACUGGACAGAAUAUUUGACCUGUAGAUGGAGCAUCAGAGGCUUGAGCACCUAGCAGAGUACUCUAGUGUCGUCUUAAAUGAAUAGUUCACUCAAAAAAUGGACAUUUAUUUGCCUUUUGAGUUGUUCCAAGCCUAUGUGGUCUUUCUUUUUUUCAUAGAUCACAGUAUAAGCUCCAAAAUGACAAAGAAGCAGCAUAAAAGUAGUCUGUACAAACAUGUGUGCUGUAUAAGUCAAGAUAAACAGAAUGAAAUGACUACUGCUCGCUGAUAAUCUUCUCUAUCUAGUCAGCUGUGAAUGAAUGAAUGGGUUCAGUUCAUAAAAGACUCAUUCUGUCCAUUCGAGUCCUUGUAAUGCGUGAAGAUUCUUCAGAAGUUCUGCUUUUGUGUUUCAGAGAGAUAUAUCAGCAUGCAGGUUUGGACUGAAAAUAAUCAUGGGGUCUUUAUUUCUGAAUGUUAUUCUUGUCUGUAAACUCACACAUCCCUUCAUGAGACACGGCUGCUGUUUAUCAUCAAUAUUUGAAACUAACAAAAACACUUCAGACAUGUUUUUAAAAAUUCAGGCUUGGGCAAAGCCACCAUCUCUUUGUGUGAGUGUGUGUGUGUGUGUGUGUGUGUGUGUGUGUGUGUGUGUCGUAACAGCUUACUUUCAGGUAAAAAGCGCCACCUAGUGGAUCCUUUGAGCAAGUCCCUGCUAAAAAAAAAAAAAAAAAAGAGACCAUGUAAUGGGUGUCUGUUCACUGUACAUGUUCAUAUAUUCUUAAUGUAUGAUGUAAAACCUUGAUGCACAUUUUUAACCUUUCAAGGAAUCCUGCAAAUAAAGAAAGACUGAGAACUA